AUGCGGCGCUACAGCGAGUUCAACAAGUUGCGGAGAUUCCUGCGGGCCUGGCUCGCCUACACAGCCCUUCGCUACACCAACAGUGGCGUGCCCAGCUGGGCAGAAGGGCACCUCCGCGACUUUCUGGAGAGGGGAGCCAGCCAGAUGUCACCAACGGUAACAGUAUACGGAGGGCUGCCGACACAGCAGCCGGAAACCAUGUCAGUCAUGGUGCCUGAAGGGGUGGUGGCCGGGCAGCCUCUCACCGUGUCAAACCCGGACGGAUUCAACUUUGUCGUGCAUGUGCCACAAGGUGCAGGGCCGGGAACUGUUCUUCAGGUUCUGCGGCCGCAGACCCAGGCAUCUCAGUCGGAACCACAAGCAGGGGCGCAAGCGGCAGCAACACCGGCGGUCGUCAGUGCGAAGAUGACCCUCAACAUUUGCGUGCCUCGAGGCGUACAACCUGGCCAAAUCCUGGCCGUCAAGGUUCCGGACGGCCGGGAGCUGACGGUGGAGGUCCCAGCAGGGGCCGGCGAAGAGCUACUUCUGGAGUUCGAUCCCCAGGCUGGACAACUUACUGCCUUGCCACCCGUUUCGUCGAAGGACCUUGGCCACAGUGCAGAAGCCGCGGCAGUUUUCAGUGUGCCGGUUCCGCCAGAAGGACGACCGGGGCAGAUGAUCCAUGUCCAGGUGCCGGAUGGCCGUAAAUUGCCCAUCACCUUGCCGGAGGGCAAGCGGCCAGGAGAGCUCUUCUUAGUGAGCCUGGAUCCGAACCAAGACUGCCUGGUUCUGUCCCAGUAG
This is a messenger RNA of Symbiodinium sp. CCMP2592, 780 nucleotides long. NCBI's taxonomy places the organism in Eukaryota, Dinophyceae, Suessiales, Symbiodiniaceae. The record is from the annotation of a GenBank genome assembly.